This is a messenger RNA of Entamoeba invadens IP1, 537 nucleotides long. RefSeq lists its product as hypothetical. The transcript has a single exon. Bases 1 to 537 code for a protein of 178 amino acids. NCBI's taxonomy places the organism in Eukaryota, Evosea, Mastigamoebida, Endamoebidae. The record is from RefSeq and is a predicted model, not a curated record.
AUGUCAGUGAUACAAGACCCAAGUUUUCAGGAGAAAAAAGAUGGUGAUAUUUGGGAUUCAUGCUCAAGCGAUGACGCCACCCCAUAUAUACUACGGCGAGGUGGAGUUUUCUCUCCACGGCCGACACAAUUCAUCCGAUAUGACCUCAAGUCGGAAGUGGCGCGGAUGAAGAACGACCGAAGAAAGAGAGACUUUGUGUCGUGGCUCAAAGCACUCCAGCGUGGAUCUGCGACGAAAAAGAUGAUGGUGUGUGGGAAAAAGUCAUCGGAGGUGGUCUCCAAAUGGUUGAAAGACUGUGGUAUUCCUUUUAAGGAAAUGGAUUUGGAUGAUGUUGUUAAAAUAAAAUCAAAUUUAGGGAACGAUGAAAAUGUGUAUUUAGUGUAUGUCCAGCGGAUUGACUGGUUGCUUGACAAGAGCGCAUGGCUCGAAAAAUCGAAAGCGAAAAGGGUUGUAUUUUGCUGCGAGUCCACACAGAGGUGUCCGAAAAACAGGGGGCAUUGGUUUGUCAAGAUGGUGAAGAAGAUUGUGUUGGUCUGA